This is a messenger RNA of Cylicocyclus nassatus, 699 nucleotides long. Lineage: Eukaryota; Metazoa; Nematoda; Chromadorea; Rhabditida; Strongylidae. The record is from the annotation of a GenBank genome assembly.
AUGAUUACAGUCAGUUACAUCAUUCUUAAGACAUUGAUAAUAUCACUUCUGUGCCUUCGGAUUCUUCUACAAUGUUCACGCAUGAAAAAGAAGAAGAAGACUGCUUCCGAGCCAACGAGCUAUAUUGAAGAGGACACUAAAUUAGAAGAGAAAUAUCUCAGACCAGCUUGGGACAAGGACUUCCCGAACAUUCUGCCACCACCGGUGCAUGUUGCUGAGAAGGAGAACAAAGAAGUGGACGUCGAGCUGGAUAUGGCAGUGGGUGCACCAAAUAUAGAUACGUUUAAGAGCAGUGCAAUAGAAAGCGAUUAUCACCAUAGAGAUGCGGACGCUAGACCUUCGGAAAUACUUGACCCAUUCUUCAUCGAUGACGUCACGCAGGAUGCUACAGAGGAGAAGGAAAAAAAGAAAAAGAAGAGUAAAGAAGGUGUUGGAAAGAGUAAAAGAAGCGAACCAUUGAGAUCAGCAAGGUCAGCGAGGUUGAUGCGGAAAAAGGAAGAAAUGAGAGUAGGAGGUUUGCGAAGUACACCCUCUGAACCAUCGUGCACGCCCCUACACGGUUCCAUACCAGCAAGCGCUAGAGAGACUGAAGUCAAGUCCUCUUCGAAAUUGUCUGGAAAGAAAAUGUCAAAGGAGACACAGCGUAGUGCGAGUAUAUUGAGCAAAUCACUUGAUAAGGACUCAAGCAGAAAGAAGUAA